GCAACCGUACGGUUGGAACGAAGUGUCAAUAAUGGUCUAUUAUUGCUGCGUCUGGAGGUGGAAGGAGGAGAUUGUGGGCAGAGCCCACGAUCUCCCAGAAGUGAUCCAUCUUUUCUGCCGACUGCUCAGAGAUCCAACAGUAUUCAACGCAAGGAGCCAAGUCUCCAUCAACAAGCGGUAA
This is a messenger RNA of Colletotrichum phormii, 181 nucleotides long. RefSeq lists its product as uncharacterized. The transcript has 3 exons. The record is from RefSeq and is a predicted model, not a curated record. NCBI's taxonomy places the organism in Eukaryota, Fungi, Ascomycota, Sordariomycetes, Glomerellales, Glomerellaceae. Bases 32 to 181 code for a protein of 49 amino acids.